CCUCGGAAGAAGGGGGGCACAGCAGCAAAACUAGAAAAAAAAUGUUACAAGACGGUGGCAUAAACUGUGAGGAGACAUAUAAGAAUUUCACCUAACACAACACAAAGAUGUACUAUAAUUUCAGUGCAUUACUACCCUAUUGUUUUCUUUCCUAACUCCCUCAGCAUCCUUGAAAUUUCAACACUUCAUUUUUAAAUUUAACCAUAUCCUUGAAGAGUUUCAUUGCACCAACUUUUUACUCUUUGUUUUUUUUUUGUGGAAUCCAUGGGCAAGACUAGGACGGCAUGCCAUCUUCUGUUAAGGUUCUUGGUCUUCUUGGCAACGUUUGCAGCGGUGAUUUUGAUGGCUACUAGCCAUGAGACAGCUACCAUCUUCACAGUGACCUUUGAAGCAAAAUACACCAAUUCCCCUGCCUUCAAGUACUUUGUGACUGCAUAUUCUGUUAUCACUGUCUAUGGAUUUUUGGUGCUCUUUCUUCCUGCAAAAAGCUUGCUAUGGAAAUUAGUGGUGGCCUUGGAUUUGCUGUUCACCAUGUUAGUCGUCUCAAGCUUCUCUGCAUCUUUGGCUAUAGCUCAGGUGGGAAAGAAAGGAAACAGUGAUGCAGGUUGGCUACCAAUAUGUGGCUCAGUCCCCAAAUAUUGUGAUCAAGUGACAAGAGCUUUAAUAGCUGGUUUCAUUGCAAUGAUUAUAUACAUAAUUCUUCUGUUGCAUUCCAUUAAUACUGUCAUAGACCCUCUCCUCUUGAGACAAAGUUGAGCAACUUUUUGGGGUCAGAUGUGUUAGAACAUUGAGAGUAGAGUGUGUGGUAGGUCAUUAGUUGUUGAACCAAAAGUUUCAUUAUGCUUCACAUUAGUUUUACUUCUUCUUUUUUUUUUGUGGUUUUCUUUUUUCUUUUUACUUCCCUUCUUUCUAGCUUGUAAUAUUUUCUUUGGCUGAAAUGUGUUUUUCAAUUUUCAUCCUUUAAAA
Messenger RNA from Glycine soja, 966 nucleotides. Its product is annotated as CASP-like protein 1C2. NCBI's taxonomy places the organism in Eukaryota, Viridiplantae, Streptophyta, Magnoliopsida, Fabales, Fabaceae. Bases 265 to 756 code for a protein of 163 amino acids. The transcript is spliced from 3 exons. The record is from RefSeq and is a predicted model, not a curated record.